This is a messenger RNA of Pseudogymnoascus destructans, 357 nucleotides long. RefSeq lists its product as uncharacterized. The transcript has a single exon. Gene Ontology annotation, biological process: cell wall modification. The record is from RefSeq and is a predicted model, not a curated record. NCBI's taxonomy places the organism in Eukaryota, Fungi, Ascomycota, Leotiomycetes, Thelebolales, Thelebolaceae. Gene Ontology annotation, molecular function: pectinesterase activity. The coding region runs from base 1 to 357 and encodes 118 amino acids.
AUGAGCUCGACAAACGCAGGCAACCUCGAUGCCUCUUCAGUGGCCAACAUCGUAAGUGCCAACUUCAAGGCCUACAACUUCAACUUCAAGAACACCUAUGGCUCCAGGGCUAAAGCCGUUGCUGUAACAGCCAAUGGCGACAAGCAGGGUUUCUACGGAUGCGGAUUCUACGGUUAUCAGGAUACUCUACUUGCCAAAAAUGGCAAGCAGUACUAUUCCAACUGCUACAUGGAGGGCGCCGUUGAUUAUAUCUUGGGGAAUGCUGCUGCUUGGUUUGGCGAAUGCACUACUGCAAGCAAUGGCGGCGGCGCCAUCACUGCCACUUCCCGACAGGAUCCAGCUGAUGCUUCCCGCUAG